Molecule: messenger RNA, 636 nt
Organism: Rotaria socialis
Lineage: Eukaryota; Metazoa; Rotifera; Eurotatoria; Philodinida; Philodinidae
Source: the annotation of a GenBank genome assembly
AUGUCACAUGGCAACGAUGGAUUAAAAACAGAAAUGAAUAUUUCACGUAGCGUUGUAAAGAUAUCGAAACCCAGUGAUGACGAUUUGUUCUUAUGUCGUGCUUUUGCAAAAGCAAUUGAAUCGGAUAAGCUUCAUCAAAUUAUUCAACAACAAACAGUUUCAAUCGAAUCACCAGCCGCUGAAUUGAAUACUUCAUCAGACGACAAUCCUCAAAUGGUAGUCGAUUCUUCAUUACCAGAGCGGAAGAUUCAAUGGAAAAUCGGUGAUUUAUGUUUAUGUCCAUACAGUGAAGAUGGUCUUUUUUAUAAAGCUACAAUAAUUAAUAUAUCAUCAACAACAUGUACCAUUUCAUUUGAUGAUUACGGAAAUGAAGAAAUUCAUCAAUUAACCGAUUUAAAAAUGCGAACAGAAGAAGAACAAGAGCAAGAACAAGAACAUCUAAAGCAACCAGCAGCUGCAUCAUGUGUAGACGAAAAUGAUAUAUUACCUUCUCUACCUCGUCCAACUCCAUUUCCUAUAUUAAAUCCCAAUGAUGAUAAUGAUUCUCUUUCUUCUACGCUGAUGUCAUGGUAUUUAGCUGGUUAUCAUACUGGAUUUUAUCAAGGCAUAAAAGACAAAAAGAAUUUCGACGAAUAA